UUUAAAAUGGCCGAAGAAAGAAUGCCAACUGAUUUGCUUUUUGUGACAGUGACAUAUACAGUUGUCCUUUUUUGCGAUUGCAGAACCUUGGACGGAUAUGCCUUUCCGGUCUUUAUAACAGAGGUCUGUCCUAGAAACCUGACAGAUUGGCAGGAGAGAUCGUCCGCCCUCAACUGUAACAAGACUAAUGCCUACAUGUGUGUUCCGAAUGAAAACAUCACGGAACUCUUGGAGUUCUGUUACAGUCUGCCUCAAAUACGGAUUGUGAAAGGUUUAUGUAUGUUUUUAUACAAACAUCAUUCUAUUCUCGAUGCCUAUGAAUGCAGCCAUUUUACUGAAGGAUGUCCCGAUACUAAUUACCGAAGUCAGGACGUUCAUAUAUAUCAGAGUUGUGUGUCCAUUGCAAAUGGAUGUUUUCUUGCUGAUCCAACCUGUAACAGAACCACAACGGUAUACCCUUUAGCUAACAGUACAACCAUAACAGCGAACACCCAAACAUUAGACAGUGCACAUCAAGAAAGUGCUGACUGGGCGUGGAUGGUAACACUAUCAGGAGUAACAGCUAUUUUAUUCAUAGCUCUCUGCAUUCUUAGUCUUAGAAUUAUUAAAUUUGCAAGUAAAAAAGAAAUUUUUUUCAUCUUCAAUUGAUCUGCUUUCAAACAAAACACAAUAACGUUCUUGAGGAGGUUCAUGUCGAUAACGAUCGACCAGUUUCGACUAUGAGAGGAAGGAUUCCACAUCUAAAUUGUGCCAUCAGAGACCGUUCUUGUGUGGUUAUGUUCAUCGUUACGUAGGGUUCUAAUUGGACAUUUUAUUUAAACGUCACUUAUGUCCUUAGUUUAGGUAGAGUCCUUGUUUUCAAUUUCCAUUUGUCUUUAUAAUAUUUAUGUAGUUAUGAUUUCACUUCGUUUAUGUCACAAAUACAGAUAAAAUCAAAAUAGGAACAAGUAUCUAUUUAUAUUAAAUUUCUAUGGAGUGGUAUGUUUUGAAUCCCCAAACUCCGGAGAAUAAUAUUAAAUGGAUACUACACAAAAAUAAAAUAGUUUUUCCGGAUUUGCCAAAAACCUCUGCUGCUGUAUUGAACUCUAUCUUCUUGUGGAAAAUUACACCAAAAGAUAUCGAUACUGAUUAACGUACUGUAACUCUUCAUUUCCUAUUCUAAAAUUGAAUUUAAUUUGAGGAACGGUUCGUUUUCUAAAAUGCAUAAUAUUUGAUUUGUCACAAUUCACAUUGAACCUCCAUCGCAUACACCAAUCUGUAAGAAUAUCGAAAAUCUUUGCAUUUCAAGUUCAUUUUCACUAAAAAUGGCAAUGUCGUUAGCAAAAGGCCAAUUUUUCCGUGAUCAAUAGGAAUUCCGACAUUUAGUUGUGAAAUUUUAGAUACUGAAUCAUUGAUAAAUAGAGAAAAUAAGGUAGGAGAUAAGUUGUCUCAAUGGCGUAAACUAUUUGAAGAAAGACACCGAUUAGUACGGAUGACGUUUACACAUACACACGAGAAUGUUUCUGCAUAUAAACUGGAGAUGACAUUAUAUAUUGGACCAUUGAUUCCAAUAAGUUUAAGUUUGUACUGUAGAAGGUCUCUGUUUACAAGAUGAAACCAAAUGUAGACGCGAUUUUGAGUAAGGUUUGUGAGAGUAAAUAUAUGGUCUUCGCAUGAUCUAUCUCGCCGGAAACCAUUCUGUGCAUCAGAGAGUAUUUCAUUUUCUUCAAGGUAUUGUUGAACUCUAUUAUUCAAAACAGAACUAUAACAUUUUGCAACGACAGAUGCAGGCUGAUUCCUCUGUAAUUUAAAGGUAUUCAUGUGUCGAUUGUAGCACCUUUUAUGAAUUGGACGAAUAAAGGCUUUCCUGCCUAUGGUCGGAAUUUUUCCUGUUUCAAAACAAAACAUGAAUAGCACAUGUAGAACUUCAAUAACAGGAUUGUUUCUUAGGACUUCGUUGUAUAUAAGGCCAAUUCCAGGGCUCUUUACGUUUUUUAAUUGGAAAUUACUUUACGCACUUCUUCUAUGGGAAUUGUUUUGUAUAACGUAACAUUUGGUAUAAAUAACGGAUCCAUGGAAUUGUUUUCCAGAAUCUUCUGAUGAAGGAUACAUUGAUUAUAGAAAAUAUCGUCAAAGGUUUGAUUUGGAUUGAUAUACAAAUUCUUGAAAGCGGACUCCCAAUUCUGUAAAAUUUAUCUUCAUCGUAAAUAAUAUUUCCGUCAUCAUCUUCAUACUCCAUCGGAAUGUUAACAUUUCGUUUUGGUCCUAGUUUCUGCAGUUCCUUCUAGAAGGCACUUGUAUUCUCUGUGUUCAGUGUUUCAAUGUUUAAGGCUAAAUCGCGUCUGUUUUCUUCUCAUAAAAUCCAAAUGUCUCUGUGAAGCUAAAAAUUGUUUUCGUGCUACUUGUCUACCAGUUCGGCAUACAACUUUACAGAAAUGAUUUUUGGUUUUGUGCAACUUCUUUCAUACGUCUGAGAGUUCUUGAUUCCAGUAGAAUUUUGUGUAUUUCAAACGUUUUCGAGUAUUUAUGGAUGCAUCAUAGAAAGGUAUAUUCCAUUUCAGUAGUUACUACAUUGCAAAGAACACAUUAAGUUGUCGGUAUUUGCGUAAACUUGAACUUUUUUCUAUGAGAGUAAAUGAGAGUUUUUCUUUGUAUCUAUGUGAGUUUCCUCAUUCUCCUCCGGGUAUUCAAUUUUGCAUUUGUAGCCAAACAUCAAGAUAUCAUGACCUUGAAUACGACAUCUGGAUUAUGAAAGUUUUGCAAUUUCACUGAUUCUAUCACAUCACUGCAGGGUUUUAUUCUGAAGUUAUAACAAUUUCCCAGCUGAUCACGUGGAACACAAACGUAAUUGACAACGGCUUUUACUUUCACAGAGACGGAAGUAAAUUUGUUUGAAGCUUCACCAUAUCGCAUAUUUAAAACACAGAAUUUAGAGUCGAAUAAAAAUUCAGCAAAUGAUUGUUUAUGUAGAUUUUGUGUAUAAUCAGUUAUGUCCCUUGAUUUGAUGUUAUCAACAUCAGAAAUAUUGCAUUUGUUUCACUGUUGAGAUAAAGUUUUGAAAGCAAAUGCGAAAAAUGCAAGUGCAUAUCUACUCCAUGGUGGAUUUUCUGGUGGGAGAUAGCAAACAAAUGCAACACAUUGAAAAUCUGUGAAUUUGUCUGAAUUCCCAAUAUACCAUCAAUGC
Molecule: messenger RNA, 3163 nt
Organism: Magallana angulata
Lineage: Eukaryota; Metazoa; Mollusca; Bivalvia; Ostreida; Ostreidae
Product: ankyrin repeat domain-containing protein 29-like
Exons: 6
Coding region: 7-648 (213 amino acids)
Molecular function (GO): protein binding
Source: RefSeq, a predicted model, not a curated record